Molecule: messenger RNA, 1470 nt
Organism: Emiliania huxleyi CCMP1516
Lineage: Eukaryota; Haptophyta; Isochrysidales; Noelaerhabdaceae
Exons: 1
Coding region: 1-1470 (489 amino acids)
Molecular function (GO): protein binding
Source: RefSeq, a predicted model, not a curated record
AUGUCCUCCUCCUCCAGCCGCGGCCAGCGCGCCUCCCGCAGCCGCAAGCGCGAGCGCGACGCCGCUUCGCCGCGCGCGCCAGCGCUCCUCCGGAUCGACGGCGGUUCGGCGCUGCCGGCUCGCGUGGUCAAGCUCUGGCAGCAGGGCGAGGUGUGCGACGCCACGGUCGUCGCGCAAGGGCGCGAGUUCCCCGUGCACCGCUGCGUGCUCAUGGCCGCCUCUGAGUUCUUCGACGGCGCCUUUGGCUCGGGCCUUGCGGAGAGCGCCUCGACGCGCGUGUCGCUCGACAGCGUGGAGGCGAGCGCGCUCGAGCCCAUCCUCGAGUACGUCUACACCGGCGAGUGCCAGGUCGACGAGGCCGCGCUGCUGACGCUGCUGCAGGGAGCCUCCUUCUUGCGCGUGGGGCCGCUCAUCGCUGCGAUCGUCGCUCGGCUCGAGGACCGGCUGACACCAGACAACUGCCUCGACCUGUGGGCCUUUGGCGAGGCGCACACCCUCCUCGCGCUGGUGGAGGCGGCUCGCGUCGCGGCGCUGCGCGGCUUCGAUGCGGCGGCGGCGAGCGCGGCCUUUCUUCACCUCCCGCACGCGCGGCUGCUCGAGCUGCUGCAGGACCCGCGCCUCGAGGCGUCCCGCGAGGAGAGCGUGCACGAGGCGGUGCUCGCUUGGGCAAAGGCGCAGCGGCCCGCUCCGGACGAGGAGGCGCUGCUGCCGCUGCUGCGCACCGUGCGCUACCCGCUCGUGGCGCGCGACUUCUUCGAGCAGACGGUGAUGGCCGAGCCGCUGCUGCACAGCGGCACGCUCGCCAUCAAGCUGUUCGGCUCGGCGUUUGUCGACGUCGCGUUCGGGCCGCGGAUCGGACGCCGCCCCGGCUUUGGGCCCUCGCGGCCACAGCUCACGUGGUCUUCGACGCACAAGGGCGAUGGCAUCGUGCUGUUGGACGCGGGGCUGCUCGCCAUCGGUGGUGAAAGCGAGGGCGAGGUCGUUCGCAGCGCCGAGCCACUACCCGCAACGGGCAAACAUCUCGUGGAGGUGGUCUACGAGCAAGGCUUGGCGUCCGCGGCGACCACAAACCUUGGCGCGUGCUACUUCACCGGCGUCGUGAGCGCAGACGUUGACACCUUUCGCGAAAUGGAUGGGGACGAGAACUUGGCGCACCUGGCUCAUGGCUUUUGGGGCAUCGAUGACAUUGGCGAUGGGGGCGAGACAACCGGCGUUCGUCGCGGCAAGGGCGGUGAGGAGGGGGCGCCGCCUGCAGCUUUGGUCGACCUUGGCACAUCACAAGAGCGAGGACUCUUCGUCCGCGGUGACCGCCUCGGCCUGCUCGUGGACAUGGACGAGCGCACGCUCACGUUCCACCGCAACGGCGACCCGAUCCCGUCGCUCGUGCUCGGCGGGCUGCCCGAGGAGGUGUACGUCGUGGCCACGCCGUACAACACGGGCUCGCGAGUCCGAAUUGUGCAAUCGGACUGA